This is a messenger RNA of Aspergillus pseudonomiae, 1223 nucleotides long. Its product is annotated as AAA family ATPase. The record is from RefSeq and is a predicted model, not a curated record. The transcript is spliced from 3 exons. Bases 369 to 842 code for a protein of 157 amino acids. NCBI's taxonomy places the organism in Eukaryota, Fungi, Ascomycota, Eurotiomycetes, Eurotiales, Aspergillaceae.
UCUCACUCCAGAACAACAAUCAAUCGAUGAACUGUAAAUACCACAACCCAGUACGGAAUGGCGAUAUCACUACACUAGUCAUGACUCUCAAAUUCAUUGUUGUUGAAUCAUAUGACAUCAACCCCCCUAUGCACCAAACCCUAGUAUGGUCAUGAGAAGCUCGACAACUGGAAGUCGACUUGUUCAAUCCCCUGGAUGACUCACGAUGCAGCCCAUAACUAUCCUUGAAAACUAAAUCCACCUGGACCACCACUCACUUCAACCAUUGAAUACUGUGCAGAACAGAACUGCGCACACCCCGUAAUCCGCACCAAGCGAAUAUAGCUCAAUCUCCUACAUGCCACAACCAUGGCAUCUACUCCCUUCUAAUGACCUGCGGCAUCGCAGGUUCCGGGAAGUCGUCACUGGCUCACUCCAUCAUCUCUGCAUAUCCAUCCUUCCACCGUCUCUCCAUCGACUACUACGUCUAUUCCCGCCACGGCCUCUACGACGUCGACUACCCUAAAGAACAAUACGAGGGAUACCAGCUCGAAGCCGAAAAAGCCCUACGGGCCGAACUGAUCACCGCAUUGACCAGAGGACAGGUAGAUCUGGUGCUUGACUUUUCGUUCGCGUUCCGCGCGGUGCGUGAGGAGUGGAAGAGAUUGAUUGAGGGGUUGGGAGGGAGAUGGGUAUUGGUGUUUUUGGAUGUUGACGCUGCUGAACUCCGACGGAGGGUUCAGGCUCGGAAUGAGCGGGUCGAUAAGGAUGGCGACUCGGCAUUUUAUGUCACGGAGGAGAUCUUGGAACAGUAUCUGGAGGGAUUUGAGAGACCUCAUGGGGAGGGCGAGAUUGUGCUGUGAGGGGAGGGGACUUGACCAGUGGUCUUAUUUGUUCUUAUGAUGUGAUGCGUCGAUAUGAAGAGUUGUAUGUAAUUGACCUGAUCUGGAGUCGGGUGGAGAUCUGAACAACCCUGAAAUGGGUGGUUUGAUGUGCAAAUGCUUUAUAUUGUAUGGAUAGAGGUCUACCAUGUGCUUAAGUAUGACCGAUUGGAUUUUAUGGUUCUCGGCAAUUCAAACGUUGCCCUAAGUCAGAGCGGCUCCUGCAAAAGAGGCUAUCUAAUACAAAACUAGCCCUUACGUGGCAGGGCAAGGAUCGAAAAAUAUUGUCCAUCUUAUCCUGAGCAGCGAGGCUGACAUACAGAUACGAUAGAACCGACCACAAGAGAGGUUACCGGGGCAGAA